ACAGUCCCUCCUCUUUGCCCUUGUUUUUUUCCUCUACAAAUGCAUGACGUUCAGUAAAUGUGGCGUUUGGUCCGGGCGAACUCCUUCCACUGUUCGGCUGUUGAGAUUAUCUGUGCUGUUAAUGUAGUAGAAAUUUGGGGGAUUUGGAUCAUCGGAAAACGGAGGAGCCCAGCGAUCGGAGACCGUAGGUGGAAGCUCUCCAAUUUGCCCCGGAAUGUUCUUGCUGCCGUCACUGCGACCUCUGUGACUCGGAGCUCCACUGCACUGCUUCCUUCAGGAUUGCAACAUGUGCAAUUUUCUGCUCUGGGUUCUGUUUGUGACCCUAUUGACAAGGAAAGGCUACUGUCAAAGUCCCCACUAUCCCGCCCCGAAGAUCGUGGGGUUGGAUAGUGACUCCCCAUCUCAGUCACUAACUGUCUCUUGGGAAAAUGACCUUUCUUCCGCUGUACGCUUCUAUGAUCUUGAGGUCCUUCACACGGAGACGAAUGAAACUGUACAUUCUGAAACCGUCAUGGUGGCACCCCGCACUGACGGUACCGUCCACAAGUGGAAGUGGAUCUCCCCUACUCCUCUGGAGUGCACCUCCCUGUCGGUCAGGAUCCGCUCCAACCUGCCGCAGGUUUCCAGCGAGUGGAGUAAACCAUGGAACCUUACUGGAAAGGAUGUUCUAGAAGACGGCAGAGCGCAGAUGUACCCUCAGGACAAAGUGGUUCCUGUGGGCAGCAACACAACCUUCUGCUGCAUCGUGCCAGAUGGCAAGAAGUUUGGCAGCAUAAUGGUCGGCAGAGGGAAGCUGCCCUUCACUCGUAUAAGUAGGCGGAGCUACGUAAGCGUCAGGAUCAAUCAGCCAGCCUCCAGUUCUACAGGGACCAAUGUGUUCUGCCUCUAUCAAAACGAGGAGUUGGCAGACGGCUCUGUUGUCUUUGUUGGUUACCCUCCAGAACCCCGGAACUUGAUCUGUGAGACUCGGGACUUGCAGUCGGUGGAGUGCGGCUGGUCACUUGAGCGGGUGACGCACCUCUAUGGGACACGGCGGACAUUCUACUCCCUGAAUGAAAGGGAAUGUGAGAGUGCAAAUGGAUUUUCUGCCACAGAGCACAAGUGCAGAUUCAACAUGACUUUGGCACCGGGGGAACAGAACUGGACGUUGACAGCCAGGAAUCAUCUGGGGAAAGUGGAACUCAUGGACACUGCGGACCUGAACCACAGAGUACGCCCACGGGCUCCAGAGGUCGUGGUCGAGCUGCUGGGAGCCUGGAAUGCAAGUCUGCGGUGGCACUGGGUGGUACCGUGGUACGGGAAGCUGCCUCUUGUGUGUCAGGUGUGGAUUUUCAGCGAAGGGAAUCCCAAACCGACCCCACACAUCUAUGUGGGACCGGGCUUGACCCAGGCUCUGCUGAGGGACCUGUGGCCGGACUCGAAGUACGCCGCUCAGGUUCGCUGCGCCACCCAGCAGAAUUUCUGGAAGUGGGGUGACUGGAGUUCAGAAAUACGCUUCAAAACCAAGGAGGACCGGCCCGACCCAGUGAAUGUUUGGGUCCAGAUGCACAGUGAACUUGACGGUUGCAUCGUCUGGAAGCCUCUGUCAAAGAGUCAGAGUCAUGGCCAACUUAAGGGCUACGAGGUCAGCUGGAGCAGCCCGGGAAACAGGGUGCAGCGGAAUUCUGUCCUCUCUACCGGGCCGUACUAUGUCCCCAUCAGCUUGGAGGGCCUUGCCAGCGAUUAUGUAGUCACAGUGAUGGCUUGGAACAAUGCAAGCGACUCCCCUGCCAUCAGCAUCACUGUUCCGAGCUCCCCGGAAGAUGGUGACGGCGCUCUUUCCGAGAUGGUGAGCAAUGGCGGGACGUUCCAUCUGUCCUGGCCGCCAAGCCCCAAUUCCACCUGCGGCUACGUGGUGACCUGGUACCCUACAAGCUGGAACCGGACCUGCAGCCUGGACUGGGAGAAACUGCCUGGGGACAACAGCAGUGCCAGAAUCCAGUCGGAGAGCUUCAUAGCUGGGGAGAGGUACACCUUCUCCGUGUACGCCUGCACGCCUGGAGCUCCACUGCUCCUGGAGAAGAGGCUGGGAUAUGUGGAGGAGCAAGCACCGACUGGGACAGUAACCAGGCUGAUGGCAGAUCAGAUAGACUCCAGCGUUCGGCUUUCCUGGGAGCCUGUUCCCUUAGAAGGCCAAAGGGGCUUCAUUCGUGGAUACCUGAUUUAUCUCUACAAUGUCACCCAGCUUCAGCUUAUCGAGAACAUCACAGAUCCUUCCAUCAUGAGCUACACUGCCACACAGUUGUCCUACACUACUUACAAGUUCACAGUGAAGGCUUAUACCUCAGCAGGAGCUGGGAAAGAGGCCACUGUGUCCAUCAAACUAGACCCCUUCACUGACCUCCUGAUAAUGGAGAUCCUCAUUGCUGCCGGUUCCAUGACUGUCCUCCUGGUUCUUGUCACUGCACUCUGCUACACCAAGAGGGAGUGGAUGAAAAAGACCUUCUACCCCGAGAUUCCUGAGCCCAGGGUACCAGAGUGGAAACCAACACAGGCGUUCGGCGCCCAGACCCUGGACAUGACGCCGUGCGCCCACAGUUACGUGCACAUUGUGGAGACCCGGCGGCGCACGUCUGGAAAGGAAGAGUUAAAGGUGGUUCUGGAGGACUCUGAAGAGGGAGAGCAAUGGGGAAAUGGGCCCCCCGACAUGGACUCGGAUGGACAGUCCUUUCUGCGGUAUUACAACCAGGUGGUUGGAGAGGAUCCUGGCCUGGCCCCCUCUGGUACGGGAUCGUCUGGAUUGUCCUCCAGGUCCACAGGCUCUGCCCGCACUGAGGUAACCUACACUGGGAUCCAGACGUCAUCAACCUCGGCCUGCUCUUCUGCCUGCAUCCCUGCCGCAAUGGAGGCCCCUCUCUCCGCUGGCUAUAGGCCCCAGAAGGCCUCCAUUCCCGCUCAGGCUGAAGUGUCCGAUGACCCCCAGCUCGAUGCUGGCACAGAAUACCAGCCCCAGUGCUCCUGGAAGCUGGACUCUCCAGAAGAGACUAGCUUGGACAGCUCCCUGGGCAGUCCGACGUCGGUCAACUCGUCUCAGUUUUUGCUCCCUGAACCCUCGGGAGAAGAGAACUGCAGUCCUGCUCCGUCUACCACCUGGUUUCGGAAUCUCCUCUCAGGCUCAGGCAAACCCUGAUCUUGUUGAAACUGCAGUGGUGGUUGUUGCAGUGCCCCCUAGUAGAAUGGAUUGUUUCAUUGAUCUGACUUGGUGGAAUGGUGUGCUGAGAGGCAGUAUUAAUGCAGAACAUUGGUUAAUGCUAUCGUUGCUUGUGUCUCCAGGUGAAGAGAGAGAAGUACUGAAAAAUGACAGUUGGGAAGGAAUGUUUGACAGGAAUGUUGGGGGCAGGAAAAAAACUAGGAGGUGUAAUUCCUCAUAGAUCUCACUGGAAUGAAGUUAUUUCUGUGGUGUUAACCAAGCCAGUACUAUUAAGUGUUUGCGUGCUUUGUAGGGUGUAACUUCCUGUGUCUCCUCACUGCAUACAAAGCUAGUCAGUCUGCAGAGACAAAACGCAGAUGCACACAGUAGCCUUGGGAUUAUUAAUCCUCAAUUUACAGUUAAAUCUGUGUUAACCGCCGUGGCAUCACUAGCUUCUAUUGGUUUAUAAGUAGAAGUAUUUACUGCUACUAAGUUCAAACGUAUAAAGUAUAGAUUACAAAAAUAAUGCACCAUGUUGGGUGAGAAUCUGUCAUUUAAAAAAAAAAAACACUAGGUGUUUAAUGCCUUUUAGUGUCAUUUGUCUGUAUGAUUCAUAUCUGUAAAUGAAACAAAGGUUGAAUUUGCUUUCAGGAUUGAAAGGGUUUUAUUAGUGCCUCAAUACAGAUCAAUUUCUCUACUGGUCACAGACAGGUAUCACUGUGCAUGAAGAGAAUGGUUGUUAAUACCAAAGAGUAGCUUUACUGACACAUUUCUUUCUUUUUUUUUUUUUUUUUUAAAGAAAAACUACUGUGAAUUUUUUUUUUUUGUUAAAGUGCAAAAUAACUAAAUCGGUGGUCUAUUUGGGAGUUUGUCUUGUCACAAAAGACGGACGCACUAAUAUGAUGUCACAGAUCCGGCUGUGGGGCGAUACUGGUGAUGCCGCAGUCCCAGCAACUUGGGGAAACUGGAAGUUGGCACUGGAUGUGGUGCCCCUUUGCUUGCUUAGGGCAAGCAGGUAGCACUGUCUUAAGGAGCCGUGAAUCUGUUUCAAGGAGGUAUCCUGCUGUUGUACCCUUAAAGGUACUUAAGUGAAUCUGUAUAAUUCCCAGAUAUGUAAAAUAUAUAUAUCCGUAAGCUAUGCAAGUCUCUUCAGAUAAAAGGCUUUGCAAGUUGGCCAUUUUUUUUUUUUUUGAGAAGGAAUGUACUUUGAGAUGUUGGGAUGUUUGUCCAUAACUUACAUUUUCCGGAACGUUGGAGAAACAGUGAAAAUCCAUUAGACUUAUUUCUCGUAGUGACCAUAGUGGUCAGAAAGGGAUCACUGUCUCUGCCGGGACAAAUCGGGUCAGGGAAGGUCACUGUCUGGAACUUGAUCAGAUUUUUCAGCCAUCGAUAUCUGAUUCACAUUGCAGCAACUGACCACUGACGCUUUGGAGUUGUUACCCAAUGCUAAGGGAUUGUUGGUGGGAUUUAUUCAGAACUUUGGAAAUGAUAAUGUAGGUCGAUUUUAAAGAAAUGAAAGUUGAAUUGGACUACGUAGUCCAGAAUGUGCAAUUUGAACGAGACCUUGAAUUAAAAUUCAAUCUCUCUUGAUUCCACAAUUUUUGAAACAUUUUCAGGGUUUUCCACUGUGUUCAAAAAUAACCACCCACCCCUGCUUUGGUGAAUGCUCCUGAAUGAAUGAAUGAAUGAAUGAAUGAAUGAAUGAAUGGGGGAAAAAAAGAGCAUCAGAUUGUUGGAGCAACUCCCCCCCCCCCCCCCCCCCCCCCCCCCACCCGUGCUUCCUCCGUAUUGGAAUGAACUGGACGUUUAUUGGGAGCCAAUACAAGGGAGCGGUCUUCUCAGCACUCCUAGUGGCAAGUCCCGGUUAACAUUGGCUGCCUUCCUGUUGAGCUUGCACUACAUUACAGAGCAGCUAGAUUUAAGCUACAUCCAUAAUUAUAUUGUUAACGAUACCAUGAAAUGUGAUGUCUAAAAUAACUGUGGCCGCACUGGAGAAUGAAGGAGUAGGCCUACCUUUGUAAAGUGCGUAUUGGCGGCGGCGGUGGAGCUUAUCAGACUUCCAGGGUUUUUACCUGAGAAAUGUUUUUUUUUUUUUUUUUUGCCUUUUUCGUUGUAGAAACCUUUUAAGAGAACAUACAUAUAUGUACACUGAAUUAUAUGAUUAUGUAAACGCUAUGUAUUAUACUGACUGCAUAAUAUGCAUGGUAAAUUUCUGAUCCCGUGUGGGACAAAUUAGUCCUCAAAAUAUUUUAUAGCAGUGUUUGUGUACGACUGUAACACUAGAGUAGUAAAGGAGAUGGACGCUUCGCUUUAUGUACGACCUUGCUAACUUGUUUCAUGUAAACCGCAUCCUGUCAUCGCGCUUAUGGCAACACUGGACUUUAUAUCAAAAUAAAGAAUUACACGUCGUGCAUUAA
This is a messenger RNA of Brienomyrus brachyistius, 5586 nucleotides long. It is a transcript of the gene lifra, whose product is annotated as LIF receptor subunit alpha a. Gene Ontology annotation, biological process: cytokine-mediated signaling pathway. Gene Ontology annotation, molecular function: cytokine receptor activity; cytokine binding. The record is from RefSeq and is a predicted model, not a curated record. NCBI's taxonomy places the organism in Eukaryota, Metazoa, Chordata, Actinopteri, Osteoglossiformes, Mormyridae. Gene Ontology annotation, cellular component: external side of plasma membrane; signaling receptor complex; membrane. The transcript is spliced from 18 exons. Bases 287 to 3169 code for a protein of 960 amino acids.